GGAGAUUCCAAAGCUCUACACUUUUUUCCUAUUUUCAAUCUAAUUUUCAUAAUUAAAAAUUUUCCUGUCCAUUUUCUUUCAUUUUCUCGCCCACCUUUUUGUUCUAUAAAUCAACCCAUCUGCAACCUCAAAAACCUCUCCCCCUGCUCUUCUCUUCUCCCCUUCCUCUGUAGAUCUUGGUUUUUCGAGUUCUGCUGCCCCUCUCUCUCUCUAGAUUUUUGUUAUAGAUCUGAGGCUCUGUUUCUCUCUGCUUUUUCAGUUCUGAUUUCUUUGGUUGAUUUUACUAUUUUGGUCUCUGAUUUUGAGAUUUUGAAAUCAAUAAAGUAAACCCAGUUGAUUAUUCUACAGAAAUCAACCAAAUAUAUAUAUAUAUAUAUAGUUUUUAUUGUUGAGAUCUGUGGUUAAUUCUUUCUCUGGAAAAGAAAGAACCCAUUUCUUUGUCUCUCUAAAUCUUGAUGCUUGUUCUUCAUCUCUUGUUAUUGAUGUUUGAGAUUCAUGUCUCCUGUUCUCAGUGAAAUCCUCCGUUCCGGGUUUAUGAUCAACUCCUCACUCAGACGCAGGACCCACCUUGUUCAAUCUUUCUCUGUUGUCUUCCUCUACUGGUUCUAUGUGUUUUCAUGAAUCAUCUCUCAACCCAUAUAUAUCUACAUAUAUAUAACUAUAUAUAAAGCUUUCUGAAUCAACUAGAUCAUUAAUUAGCAUCUGGGUCCUGUGUCUUUUUUAAUUUUUAAGACUAUUUGGAUUCAAAAUAUAUCAAGAGUAGUGUUUUUUGAGUUUUUGAAGUUAUUUGGUGUGUGUGUGUGUGUAUAUAUAUAUAUUACUAGUAUGGCUUCUUCUAGUGGAAACUCCUCAGGGUCUACUCAGAUUCAGAACUCUGGUUCGGACGAGGACUUGCAGCAUGUGAUGGAUCAAAGGAAGAGGAAGAGAAUGCAAUCGAAUCGCGAAUCGGCGAGGAGAUCAAGGAUGAGGAAACAGAAGCAUUUGGAUGAUCUGACGGCCCAAAUGGCUCAGCUGAAGAAGGAAAACAGCCAGAUCCUAACAAGCAUGAACAUCACCACACAGCAAUACGUGAGUGUUGAGUCUGAGAAUUCAGUGCUGAGAGCUCAGAUGAUGGAGCUGAGCCAGAGACUGGAGUCUCUCAACGAUAUCCUCGACUACAUGAACACAAACAAUGGUGUGUUUGAGGCUGAGGAUGUUCAGACAAUUGGCCCAGAUGGUUUCAUGAACAACAAUCAUCCAUGGAAUUUGAUGUAUCUUAACCAACCCAUCAUGGCCUCUGCUGAUAUGUUUCAGUAUUGAUUACUUUGAUCACAAUCAUUGUCAUCAUUAUCAAUAAGAUCUAGUCAAUAUUUUGUUGUAUUGUCCUUAUAGGGGUAGGUUGGUUGUUGGCCUCAAUGGGCGGUUGUUUAGUUGCACCUAUAAACUAGUUUGGUUGCACCUGAUGUAAAUCAAUAUGAAUCAAAGAAAAUAAAUAGGAGUAUGUGACUAUGUGGGCUCCUGGUUCUUGAUUUGUAAA
Messenger RNA from Cornus florida, 1516 nucleotides. Its product is annotated as bZIP transcription factor 44-like. The record is from RefSeq and is a predicted model, not a curated record. Lineage: Eukaryota; Viridiplantae; Streptophyta; Magnoliopsida; Cornales; Cornaceae. The transcript has a single exon. Gene Ontology annotation, cellular component: nucleus. Gene Ontology annotation, biological process: positive regulation of DNA-templated transcription. The coding region runs from base 826 to 1299 and encodes 157 amino acids. Gene Ontology annotation, molecular function: transcription cis-regulatory region binding; DNA-binding transcription factor activity.